AUGAUGCCGCAGGUGCCCACGUCCCGGCCCAAACCGCCGCCGCCGGGCGAGGAGGAGGCUGGGGCCGAGCUGCGGCUGGGCGAGUUCGAGGGCGUGGAGACGCUGUCGUUGUCGGAGGCAUGGCUAGUGAUCAACGCCCUGAUGGCCAAGCGGCGCAAUGACCAGAAGAACGUGAACGAGACAGAAGUCCUCACUAAGACUGUCGACUACCUGGACGCGUUUGCUCGGUUCAAGCGCAAGGAGAACGUCGAGGCGGUCGAGCGGCUGCUGGCAUCACACACGGAGCUGACCAAGUUCGAGCGUGCCGCACUAGGGUCGUUGUGCCCCGAAGGCGUAGAGGAGGCCAAGACGCUGAUUCCGUCGCUGACGAACAAAAUUGGCGACGACGACCUGUUGGAACUGCUCGAGGAGAUGGGCAAGCUGCAGGGCUGA
Molecule: messenger RNA, 432 nt
Organism: Grosmannia clavigera kw1407
Lineage: Eukaryota; Fungi; Ascomycota; Sordariomycetes; Ophiostomatales; Ophiostomataceae
Product: DNA directed RNA polymerase 2 polypeptide d
Exons: 2
Coding region: 1-432 (143 amino acids)
Biological process (GO): nuclear-transcribed mRNA catabolic process, deadenylation-dependent decay; transcription initiation at RNA polymerase II promoter; mRNA export from nucleus in response to heat stress
Cellular component (GO): P-body; RNA polymerase II, core complex
Molecular function (GO): translation initiation factor binding; nucleotide binding
Source: RefSeq, a predicted model, not a curated record